AUGGGUUUAAAUGGAAGAAAAGUAAGAAAGUCAACAAUUAAAGUUUCUAAAUCAAAGAAAAUUGAACGUCAAUGCGAAUUGUCUAAUCGAACAUUAUCAAGUUUCGAGUUAACAAAAUUUGUACAGUUAGAAGAAAUGAAAAAAAAAAUAAAAAAUGAUCCUUCAAGGGCGUCAAACGGAACUGCUGGAAAAAAUUCAUUUGAAGAUUCACCGAUUGCACCAGAUUUAGCCAGACUUCCAUUGGAAGUCGAAGAUGGUUCGUUAUCCAAUAUUCAAGACAAAGCAAAAGCCCCGGAGGAAGAUUCUUCAAAAAAGAAGAAGACAAGAAGAUCGUCAAGAUUAGCUGGAAAAACAGCAUUAGCAUUUAUGAUGCUAAUAUUGCUUGCGUUUCCAAGUGCUAGCGCUGUUGACAUUAAGUCGGUCAAAGGUUCAUCAACAUUAGCCUUCCAAAAGAAACAAGUAUUAAUUCAAACUGGCGUUCAUCUAGUGAAAAUUGAUCUAGAUAUUGCGGAAGAUAUCAGGAAGUUGAAGCAAUAUCCAGCGAGUUUUGAAAAGGUCUGUUUUACGAUAGCGGAGCUCAACAAUAUCUGCGCACAACAGCUUGAGGAAAUACGGAGAACAAGCGAAUUUGCAGGUAAUAAAUUACAGCAAAUUCAACAACACGUAGAACAACGAUACACCAACUGGACAGACAAUAAUAACUUGGUGCUUAAAAGAUCCAAACGAGGGUCAAAAGGCACCUUAGUACGACUUUGGAAUUGGCUAGUGGGAACAGACGAAGCUUCGGAUGAAGAAGUCCGAAGCUCUAUGGGAGUUGUUCGUCACGCAAUAGCAGGGUUUGAAGCAGUAGAAAAGCAUUUAAAUCAGCGAGACGAAGACCAAAACAUCAAAUGA
Messenger RNA from Clunio marinus, 894 nucleotides. The record is from the annotation of a GenBank genome assembly. Lineage: Eukaryota; Metazoa; Arthropoda; Insecta; Diptera; Chironomidae.